Drosophila innubila is the source of this 11475-nucleotide messenger RNA. RefSeq names its product microtubule-associated protein futsch (gene futsch). The record is from RefSeq and is a predicted model, not a curated record. Bases 52 to 10896 code for a protein of 3614 amino acids. Gene Ontology annotation, molecular function: actin binding; microtubule binding. NCBI's taxonomy places the organism in Eukaryota, Metazoa, Arthropoda, Insecta, Diptera, Drosophilidae. Gene Ontology annotation, cellular component: cytosol; synapse; microtubule associated complex. Gene Ontology annotation, biological process: axonogenesis; dendrite development; regulation of microtubule depolymerization. The transcript is spliced from 9 exons.
ACUUCUACUACAACAGCAACAACAUCAGCAGCAGCAAGUGAAGUUGCCACCAUGGCAGCCACUGCUCCGGAUGAUGCCGCCCAAACCAACGGGAAUGGCAAUGGUAACGGUAGUGGCAACGCUGCUCCGCCUACGGAGCCCGGCCAGGCUCCGACUCCGGCUGCGGCUGCGGCUGCGGCUGCGGCUCCGUCUUCGGUUCCGUCUCCGCCUGCGGCUCAACCGGCUGCAACCAAUGUGGAUGCCGAUGGAGAUGCAGCUGGCUCGAAUGUGGCUGGCGAUGCUGGCGAUGAUGCGGCAACUGAUGCAGGCGCCAGCUCAUUGCCACCGUCGGAAAUUGGCGGUCGUCCGCCUUUGGAUACCGCUUGCUCGGAUGGCGGUGGCGCCUCCAGCUUGGCCGGCGGCAUGGUGGGACCGCCCAGCCCCUUGACCGGCUGCUAUUUGCUCAUUGUGAUGGGCGAGCCGCACUCCGAGGAGCACAAGGACAACAUUUUGCAGCAUCUGCUCAAGGGUUUCCUCUCCUGGGACGUUUCCGAUUGUCAUGUUGACUUGGAAGAGGAGCUCAAUACAAUUACACAACAUGCACCCGAGGGCGAGGAGGCGCGUCAUGGCGAGCGACUUAUACAGUAUGCCAGUGAGAAUCUUGUGACGGAGGUACUCAUACAUCCGCAAUACAAUACUCUCAUACAAUGUAUGCGCAAUUUACUCAGCAGUUUUACAAGGCAUCGUCACAUUAUCCACGCUGGUUACACCUUUACUGGCAACGGCUCUUGGAUACUACAGGACGGCACCUUUUCGGUGGCUGACUUUGCGGAGGCUUUUCAAGAGCACGAUGUACAAAGGGUAAUACGCGCCUAUGCGGAUACAAUAACAAUGAACAUACACUGCGCCGAUGCGGGCCUAUGGCAUACCCUGCCGGAUAAGGUAUUUGCACGUCAGUGCAAGAUACGCAUUAAUCCGGUAGAUGUGCUGGAUACCAGCAGCGAGUGCAUCAAUGCUUUUAUAGAUUAUCUUGCGCCAAUGGUGGUGCCCACCUCACUACGUGAAUUGUUGGAGACUUCUGAUGUGGUUGGCAAUAUACGGUUCACACAUCCCACACUCUACGUCUUUCCCGGCGGUCAAGGCGAUGCUGCACUCUUUGGCAUUAAUGGCUUUAAUAUGCUAGUUGACGGCGGCUUUAAUCGCAAGGCUUGUUUCUGGGACUUUGCUCGACAUUUGGAUCGCCUUGAUGCGGUGCUAAUGACGCGUCUUAACAACAGCAACGUCCAGGGAUUGGGUGCUGUGGUGUCACGCAAGCGGGAUUCCCACGUCUAUCCACAGAUUGGACACUUCUUUGGCAACGUUCCCGACCGCAAGGGUGGUCUGCCCAGUCCCGAUGGUGACAAGGAUCGCAACCCAUUGUUGAUUGAUCUUUUUGAGCGUGGUCAUGGACUAGUCAAUGAUCUCAAAUCGCUUGACCUGAAGCCGCAGUGCUGUUAUCGUAAUCAGGAGCCUAUUAACCUGUACCACAAGGUGGGACAUGGCACCCUGGACAUGUAUGUGAUAAGUCCGUCACGUGAUUCCAAGGAGGUCAAAGACUUUCUGCAAAAAUGGAAUUCGGGUGAUCAGCGUCUAUUUGCCGCUCGAGACACCAAGGAGUUUAACUUCCCGCUGCAGAAUCUAGUGUCUAUCUGCGCACUACUCGUCUGGCAACCCGCUAAUCCGGAUGAUACAAUCACGCGCAUCUUAUUCCCUGGUAGUACACCCGACUUUAAAAUUCAGGAGGGUCUGGAAAAGCUAAAGCAUUUAGAGUUUAUGAAGCACUCGACCUGCACAGCCAAGUCGAUAGCUCCAGCUAUACAAACGGUGCCCAGCACACGCAAAACUCUGAAGUCCGCCAUUGAGGCGACUCCACCCAGCGCCAGCUACAAAUCCAGCAAAUUCGGUCCAGUUACCACAACUGCUGUGGCCGUGCAACAGGACAACAAGGCUAAGGAAGCAAAGGAGGCAGCAGCUGCAGCGGCAGCGGCAGCAGCAGCGGCAGCAGUAGCAGCUUCCACGGAACAGCCCAGCGAUCAAGUGGAGCAACCUACUUUGCUCGCCCACUCCAAGGCAGACUCCAUUGAUAUGGAUGAACCAGAGGCUGAUCCCGAGCCUGAGCCCGCGGUCGACACCGGGGAUGAGGCUGUGCCAGAGCCGGCCGCACCUUUAACCGAGUCAGCCGAACCGGAAGAUAACAAGGAAGCCGACAACGAUAAGAAAGUUGAGGUAAUGAUUGUCAAAUCUCAGGCUGCAGGAGCACCAGUCAAGGAUACUAUUGAUGCGCCUGUCAUAGAUGCGAGCAGCAAAGGCGCAAAGGCCACCAAGGGAAAACUCGAUAAGCCACGUGCGGAAGUUAAGCCUGUCGUUCGCUCUAGGAUUGACACCAAACCGCCAAAGUCCAUGGAUCGAAAACUAGUCAAACGCGACGAGAAGAAGAGCUCGCCUACAGCGACACCCGCUGCAAGUCGAACGCCUGCCACCCGGGACGUUAAACCCAAAGUAUUGACACGCACCACAAAGUCCAGUCCUAGCAGCACUCCAGCUAAGAGUGCAAAGGAAGCGAACAACCGUAAAGUCCUUGAAUCUAAGCAACAGGCGACAGCAGCGCGGCAAAGCACCAGUAGCACACGCCGCACCGUUAGCACUGUGGAGAAAAAGGCCCAGCAGACGGAGUCCAAGACCACAACUCAGGCUGCCCAGCGCAAGCCCAUCUCGAGGAGGCCACGCGGUGUAUCGCCUUCCAAACGAGCACCAGCACCAGGUAGUCCAAUAAAAUCCGCCAAGCCUAAGCCCGAUUUGAAGAAGUCGCGCCUAGAUAAGGGUGGUACUACAGACUCCAGCUUGGUAUCCACUCCGUCUGCGGAUGAGGCCACAGCAGCUAAGAAGAUUUUGGAUCUAAGCGUAUCACAGGAACUUGAUGCGGAAAAACAGCGGGAAUUGGAUGAUCUCAAGGAGGAGCAGGAAGUCGUGCGCGAAAUUGAAGCUGUAUUUAGUCGUGACGAGAUGAAGCGACAGCACUUGAUUAAGGCGGAACUGCGCGAAAUGGCCAAGCAGGACAGCACCACGGAGGCCGAGGAAGAGGAGGAAUAUUUGAUUAUUGAGAAGGAGGAGGUAGAGCAGUACACAGAAGAUUCAAUCAUUGAACAGGAGCAGGAGAGCAGUAUAACUAAAGAAGAGGAGAUUCAAAAGCAUCAGCGGGACUCUCAGGAAUCCGAAAAGAAACGCAAGAAAAGCGCCGAGGAGGAAAUCGAGGCCGCAAUCGCAAAGGCUGAGGCAGAAGAGCGCAAGGCACGUUUUGAAGUUAACGAAGCAGCACGACAUGAGAUGCACGAGGAAACAGAGAUUAAAGCAGAGGUGCAAGAGAUCAUAACCACUGCCAAGGAUAUUGUUAAGCACCGCACUGAGGAGCCACUGCCUCAGGCCAAGCCUGCUGACGAAGAAUUCUCAUCCCCAACGCCUGAGGAUAAACUAAGCAGUGCAAAGAAAACGUCGGACACUAAAGACGAUUUAAUUGAGGCUCCUGAAGCUCUGCCUCUCAACCUACAAGAGAGUCUUCCAGAGGAGAAAUUUUCGGCCACCAUCGAAUCAGGAGCAACCACUGCUCCCACCUUACCCGAAGAUGAACGAAUUCCCCUGGACAAAAUCAAAGAGGACUUGGUAAUUGAGGAAAAGUAUGUCAAAGAGGAAACCAAAGAGCUUGAAGCCAUUGUUGUGGCAACUGCCUCCGUGCCUGUUGCUGCGGUGGCCACUGCAGCGUUCAUUACCCCAUCAGAAACAAAAAUUAAAAUCAGUGCGGAACCACUUGCCGUUUGUGCGGAUGCUAGCGACCGUGUUUUACCUAAGAAAAUGACAUUCGAAGCCCAACAAAAUCUGAUGCGGGAUGUUAUCAAGACACCAGAUGAAGUGGCCGACUUGCCCGUUCAUGAGGAGGCUGACUUAGGACUAUACGAGAAAGAUACACACGAUGCCAAGAGUAUUUCACACAAGGAGGAGACAACCAAGGAAGAGAAAGAGACCGAAGAUGAAAAGGAGGUUCGGGAAAUUGAAGCUUCAAAUGAAGCAGAUGAUAAGACUGAGCCAGAUGAGCCUGAAAAGGCCACUGCCUUGCCGGAAAUCGUCGCACAGAUUGACACUGUCGAAAAGAAACUCGAUGUCGCCAUCGUUAAAUCGAAGCAAUCAGACGAAAUCGCUGAUAUAGAAAUACCAGAAACUAAUAAAAAUGAAUUACAUAUUGAUCAACCAGUUAUAGUUGAAAAAAAAUCGGUUAGUACACCAGAAGAGAAAGAAACCAGCGAUAUAACCUCCGAGGAUGAGCUGCCAGCACAUCUAGUACAACCCACAGCAGCACCGACAAAAGUUAAAGAUCGUGAAGACACCGUAUCUCUCGAGAGCCCUGCAACGAUUGAGGAAGCUAUUGAAAUCGAGAUGCAGAUAACAAAACAAGAAACACAAAAGCUAUCCACUCAAAUUGAUGAUAAGUCAAAGGAAACUUCCAGACGUGAAUCUCUGGCGGAAAGCACAAAGGCGGAGAGUAUAAAGGAUGAUAAGUCUGUCCCAGCUUCGAAAGAAGUAUCACGACCCGAAUCUGUUGCAGAAAGCGUAAAACCUGAGUCGGAGAAACCUGAGAGUGUAAAAGGUGAUAAGUCUGAGGAACCGUCUCGGCGUGAGUCUAUUGCUGAAAGUGUGAAGCCGGAAAGCUUAAAGGAUGACAAGUCCCUACCAGUCUCCAAGGAAGCAUCACGACCUGGAUCUGUGGCCGAAAGUGUGAAAGAUGAUUUUGAAAAACCUGAAAGCGUUAAGGAUGAUAAGUCAAAGGAAACUUCCAGGCGUGAAUCUCUGGCGGAAAGCACAAAGGCGGAGAGUAUAAAGGAUGAUAAGUCUGUCCCAGCUUCGAAAGAAGUAUCACGACCCAAAUCUGUUGCAGAAAGCGUAAAACCUGAGUCGGAGAAACCUGAGAGUGUAAAAGGUGAUAAGUCUGAGGAACCGUCCCGACGUGAGUCUAUUGCUGAAAGUGUAAAGCCAGAAAGCUUAAGGGAUGACAAGUCCAUACCAGUCUCCAAAGAAGCAUCACGACCUGGUUCUGUGGCCGGAAGUGUAAAAGACGAUUUCGAAAAACCUGAAAACGUUAAGGAUGAUAUGUCAAAGGAGCCUUCCAGGCGUGAAUCUCUGGCGGAAAGCACAAAGGCGGAGAGUAUAAAGGAUGAUAAGUCUGUCCCAGCUUCGAAAGAAGUAUCACGACCCGAAUCUGUUGCAGAAAGCGUAAAACCUGAGUCGGAGAAACCUGAGAGUGUAAAAGGUGAUAAGUCUGAGGAACCGUCCCGACGUGAGUCUAUUGCUGAAAGUGUAAAGCCAGAAAGCUUAAGGGAUGACAAUUCCAUACCAGUCUCCAAAGAAGCAUCACGACCUGGUUCUGUAGCCGGAAGUGUGAAAGAUGAUUUUGAAAAACCUGAAAGCGUUAAGGAUGAUAAGUCAAAGGAAACUUCCAGACGUGAAUCUCUGGCGGAAAGCACAAAGGCGGAGAGUAUAAAGGAUGAUAAGUCUGCCCCAGCUUCGAAAGAAGUAUCACGACCCGAAUCUGUUGCAGAAAGCGUAAAACCUGAGUCGGAGAAACCUGAGAGUGUAAAAGGUGAUAAGUCUGAGGAACCGUCCCGACGUGAGUCUAUUGCUGAAAGUGUAAAGCGAGAAAGCUUUAAGGAUGACAAGUCCUUACCAGUCUCCAAAGAAGCAUCACGACCUGGUUCUGUGGCCGGAAGUGUGAAAGAUGAUUUUGAAAAACCUGAAAGCGUUAAGGAUGAUAAGUCAAAGGAAACUUCCAGACGUGAAUCUCUGGCGGAAAGCACAAAGGCGGAGAGUAUAAAGGAUGAUAAGUCUGUCCCAGCUUCGAAAGAAGUAUCACGACCUGAAUCUGUUGCAGAAAGCGUAAAAGCUGAAUCGGAGAAACCUGAGAGUGUUAAGGGUGAUAAGUCUGAGGAACCGUCCCGACGUGAGUCUAUUGCUGAAAGUGUGAAGCCAGAUAGCUUUAAAGAUGAUGUGUCCUUACCAGCCUCCAAAGAAGUAAGUCCCGGAUCUAUGGCCGACGGUAUAAAAGACGUUUCUGAAAAACCUGAAGGAAUUCAAGUUUUAAAGGAAUCUACGAAGUCAUCCGCUGAUGAUAUGUCUAGCGAACCUUCCCGCCCUGAGUCAAUUGCUGAUAGUUUGAAGGACACAAAAACGCCAGCUGCCUUUAAGGAACCAUCGCGUCCAGCAUCUGUAGAUGAGAGUGUGAAGUCAAGGGAGUCUUCCCGCCCUGCCUCAGCUGCCGAGACUGCAUCCUCUCCAAUUGACGAAGCGCCAAGGGAACUCACAGACUUUGAGCUUGAAAAGAAAGAAGCCUUAAUGGUAGACUUUUCUGUGGAACCUAAAGGAAUUUUCCCAACCCUGUCUAGUCCCGUCGAUGUUGCUAAAGGCGUAUUCUCCCAUACAAUGUCUGGAGCAAUUGAACUAGAAAAGCCGGCAGAGCAAAGUACAGUUGGUGCAAAAAUAACAGUUUCCAGUCCUGUGGAUGAGGCAGUUCACCUCUUAGAAAAGAGUGAGGUCAUUGAAGAACAUACCAUCCCAGCGACAAGCUCAAAUGAAAGUUCUGCUCUGACAGAUUUCAGUGUAAAUUUGCUUGAAAACAUUUCAAUAAAAUCGGACGCAAUUAUAUCAUUAUGUGAGGAUAAACUUCAAUCCAUUAACGAAUCGAUAAAUAAACAAACAGAAACUAAAGUUGAAACAGUUACACAGAAGCUUGAAAGCACUAAAGAUGUGGUAGAAGAGUGCGUACAGAAAAUCAGCAAAGAAAGUACAAUACAUUUAACAGAACUAGAAUCUCUAAAGGAUUCCAAGAUCACUGAGAUAUCCAAGACAAUAACAUCAGUAACCGAAACUGUUGAAACUAAAUUAGAAGAGACAAAGUCGGAUGUGAUUGAGAAGAUCGUAUCCACAUCCAAGGUACUGUCUGAAAAGCUGUCACAAGCUGAUUCUGUUACAGAAAUAUCCGAAGAUGCUAGUGCCAAGGGCAACCUUGAGUUGACUGGCUUCUCAGAGCUUCGUGAAACACACAUUACCACCGUUGACUCGCCCGAAUUUACAGUUACGAUUUGUGAUCGUGAUGAGAGUGUUCUGCACGAUAUUAAGGAAGAAGACGAAGAGCAUAGAUUCUCUCCACCAACAGAAAAGGGAGCUAUAAUACCCGAGCAACCACUGCGUCCACUCUCUCCACGUGAGGAAGAGGUCGCCAAGAUUGUCGCUGAUGUAGCCAAAGUGCUGAAGUCCGACAAAGAUAUCACCGAUAUUAUACCUGAUUUUGAUGUAAAACAGUUGGAGGAAAAGCUAAAAACAACUGCUGAAAUUGAAGCCGAAACUGUUGAGAUCACAAAGAAAAUCGAAGCUGUUCACACACCAGCAGGUACUCCUGAAGAUCUCUCGGGUAAAAUAACUCCUUCAAAGGAUCUUGCAUUAGAUGAAAAACUAUUGGAAAGCAAGAUGAUGAAGGUGGAUAUCGAAUCAGAGAAGUCUUCACCGGAUCAAAAGUCUGGACCAGUAUCAAUUGAAGAGAAGGACAAAAUUGAGCAGUCCGAAAAAGCGCAAUUACGCGAAGGAGCCGCUAAAGCAGCAGUCGAGGAAAUAACCAAAGAAACUUCCAGGCCAGAGUCAGCUGCUAGUCAACAGGGUACCGUAGAUUCCCUGUCAUCACGUCCUGAAUCCGCAGCAGACAAACAAGAUGAGUCACAUCUCGAACAAUCCACAAAGGUCUCAAAGGAAGCAUCGCGACCCGUAUCUGUGGCCAGUUUGAAAGACGAAGCAGAUGAAAAAGAAACUUCAACAAAGGAGGCUUCUCGGCCCGAAUCUGUAGUUAGUCGGGUGAGUGAUACUAAGUCCACUGCUAAGGAAGCGGAGUCUUCGCGACCAGCCUCAAGUGCAAGUCAGAUCAGUGUCAAGGAAGAGGAAACUUCAGACGCACUGCAUGGUUCGAUUAUAGUUUCAACAACCGAAAGCAAAAAAGAUGUGCGAUCAACUGAAUCGACAAUCGUUUUGAAAUCCAUCACAAGUCAAUCACAUCUCAAAGAGGAAUCUAUUAGCGAGUCUCUGAGCAGCAGCAUGAAAGUAGAGGACAGUUCUCGACGCGAAUCCUUGUCCAGUCUGUUAACUGACAAGGAAGUUUCCAAAUCGCCAAGCACUAGUGUCAUGGAGGAGAGCGAAAGCAUCACGAAGAUUGUGGAAAAGACUACAUCUUCUCAAUUGGAGGAAUUACUAAUUCAAUCCGAAGAGUGCUCCUCAGAAUCAAUAGUUAGCGAGAUUCAAACUAUGAGCUCCCAAAAGCCAAGUGUUCAAAGCACAAGUAAAGAAACAGUAGCAAGUAGCAUCACACAGGAAACAGUUAAGGACAGCAAUCUCAAGGAAACGGUUGCCGAGUUUUUGGCAACGGAAAAGAUUAUUUCUGCUAAGGAAACCUUUAGUGCUGAGGCCACCAAGACAGCUGAAGAGUGCCUGAAAAAGGUGAGUUCCUCCCAAAAGGCCUUAUUUGUGGGCACAGACGAGUCGCGACGAGAAUCGCUGCUGAGUCACACCAGUGAGGGUCGACAGACCCAUAGCGAUCCCGAGGAAGAAGACAGUGAUGAUGACGGCCGAGUCAGUCUCAAGGAGGGUCGCUCCAAGUCUAUAGCCACCAUAAUGAUGACUAGCAUCUACAAGCCCUCUGAGGAGGUCGAAACCAUUGAUGCCCUUAAGGAGGAGGACCAUGAAGAUGAGGUAGAACAUGAACUGGGUGGCAAGAAAACACAGACAGCAACAAUUGCAGCAUCCACAGUCACAACCACUAAAACAUCCACACUGCAGGACUCCAGCGAACAAAGUAGUAGCAACACUAUCAAAUCCAGCUCCACAGAAUCCAAGACAAAAGUGGAGUCCAUUACACUAACACAAUCACUAACAGAUACAGAACACUCAACGGAUACCACAGAUCGUAGGACACCACCAACGGCACCAGUCAGUCCCAGUGUCAAGCCAGUAAGCACCACUUGCACUGCCACAGUUGGCACAGCUGGCUCCUUGAGUUAUGGCAAGAGUGAGUCUAGCGCUGCUAGCAUAGCAUCAACAUCUGGUCCAUUGUCGCCUAAAGACAUUAGUGGGCGUGAAUCACAUACAGAGACACCAGAGUCAUCGCCCAAGCCCACAUCACCCUUCCCACGUGUCAGCAAGGAUGAGCUCAAGUCUCUGGGUGUCACCGGAAUACCCGAUGCCAGCGAAGUUAGCGCUGACUCCACUGAGAUGCUACCCGAGCUUCACGAGCUGCGUGGCAUUGAGAGCACCACAGCCCUAAGUGGCAGCACCGAAAAGAUCAUAACCACAACCAUAACCACAGUGACCAAGGUCAUUUCCGCCGAUGGCAAAGAGAUUGUCACCGAGCAAAAGACGGUUACCACAACCGACAGCUCCGAGCCGGACAGUGAGAAGGUGGUUGUAACCACAACACGCACAACCAGCGAGAGCGAGAAGAGCGAACGGGAGCGAGAGCAGAUGAUUCCAAAGGACGUAGCCAUGCUACGUGGAAUCUAUCGCUCCAGCACGCCAGGCAGCGACGAAGAGCGUCUGGCCGGUGCCAUGAGCGAUGAUGAUCUACCCGGCUCCCCACGUAGCUCCAGCUUUGAUCUGCAACGUUCCAGCUCCGGCAUAAGCAAACGUUCAGAUCUCGAUGCUGAUGACAGUCAGAAUGAUAUUCCGCCACAGUAUGGCAGCGAGGAGCACUCCACAGCCCGUGCCAUUCUGCCAACCCGUGCAACCGAUCCCAUGGCAACCUCCUUAUAUGGGGCGCUGCCAGAUAGCUUUGAUCCAAAGCCCAGCACCGAGCCAAUACCAAUACGUGGUGCCAUGCUGGUGACCUGCACGGAAUCUCCGCCAGCCAGCCAGUCAUCGGAAAGCGUGGAGAGCACCAGCCAAACCUGGGCCGGACACAAGUUUCUGGAUGAAGCCGACAAGGAUUUCCAGAAGGCACUCGAAGAGCAUGUGCAGGCGCGUGGCGCCGAAGUGAUGUCUUCCGUGACCGCUAAAUACUCUUACUCACCAUCCAAGGCCGAGGAAGUCGAGCACAUCGUCAGUAGCACCGCCGAGCGGCAACGCUUCCCCCUAAGCGAUGUCCAAAAGGUGCGCAGCGGCGACAGCCUGUUAAGCGGCACUACUGGAAGCGCUGCACCUGUGACCACUUCAACCACAGCCUCUACAGAACCGAGUGGUGCAGUGACAACUGUAUCAACCACAACCACAGCCACAACAUCAGCAACAGCAACAACAACGGCAACAUCAACUAGCACUGGCACACUACCCAAGGAUCGGCUUGAGGAGUGGGGCAAACCGCUCGGUCUACCAUCACCGGCACCAUUGCCAGUCGAAGGUGCCGACAUUCGCACCACACCGAAAAAGGAGCGUCGCUUGGUGGCCACCAAGACGCGUCUAAACAAUGAGAAGAAUCUGCGCAAACGUAGCGAGUCACCCAAUAAGGCAAAGAAGCCAGCUCCCGUCUAUGUGGAUCUGACCUAUGUGCCCCACAACGGUAACUCCUACUAUGCCCAUGUUGACUUCUUCAAGCGCGUCCGUGCCCGCUACUAUGUCUUCUCCGGCACCGAGCCCAGCCGUCAGGUCUACGAUGCCCUGCUGGAGGCCAAACAAACAUGGGAGGACAAGGAGCUGGAGGUGACCAUCAUACCCACGUAUGAUACUGAUGUGCUGGGAUACUGGGUGGCCGAGAACGAGGAGUUGCUUGCCAAGCAUCGCAUCGAUCUGUCGCCAUCCGCUUCCCGUUGCACAAUUAAUUUGCAGGAUCAUGAGACCUCGUGCUCUGCAUAUCGCUUAGAGUUCUAGGCCACGGGAUUGUUUAUUGCAUUUGACGAUGACAACUGAAAGCUACAACAACAACAAACAACAACAACCACAGAGACAGUGAUUUAAGUGGGCCCUCGUAAACCUUAUAGGGCUAACAACGGCAACCAACUAACAACAACAACAACAAGGACGACUUCCAAGUUUUGAGCUUAAUGAUGACGACAUCAAAUUUAAAGAUUAAAAAAAAUGAAAACAAACAAAACAACGACUACAAAUACAAAUACAAAAAAAAAAAAUACCAAAGCUUGACAACAAAAUGCAAUAUGCAAAAUGCCGUGCGCCAAAUGAAAGAGUGAAAAACCAAAAAAACACAAACAACAAAAUGAUAGAACACUUUCGGAAAUGAAGAACCAAAAAAAGCUGAAUAUGGCGGAGUAACGGGUCACAUGGAUGACGCCAUUUUGUUUAGCCAAUGCCGUCUAUUUGCGCUUUUUGCCGUUUUAUUUCAAACAAAAGAAUAGAAAAGCAAAUGCAGUAAGCAAGGUAAUUAAUCGAUAUUUAUUUGCAACAAAUUAAUUACUGAACAAUGCAUUAAUCGUAUAUACCACAAAAAAAAAA